Molecule: messenger RNA, 591 nt
Organism: Kluyveromyces marxianus DMKU3-1042
Lineage: Eukaryota; Fungi; Ascomycota; Saccharomycetes; Saccharomycetales; Saccharomycetaceae
Exons: 1
Coding region: 1-591 (196 amino acids)
Source: RefSeq, a predicted model, not a curated record
AUGUCUAGAUUAAGAAAGUUUGAACAUCAAGUUCUACAGCAUAUGUUAGAUGAUUCAGAUAAUGACAUCAUUGGUGAUGAGGAUGGUGUAUCCUUUUAUCCCUUAGAUAUCACUGAGCAGGAGGACUUAAUAAGGAGGCUGGAAUUAAGAAAUAGCUCCAAAAAUGGGACUUAUUUGAAGAUCCUAACAUUUGCGUAUUUGAUAGUAUGUGGUAUGUUCAUUUUAUUAGCCACAAGAAUCAGGAGGGAUAAUGAGCUUAUGCGUUCAUAUAGAAGAAUAUUUUUAUUCUCCGCUCAGUCGAUAAGCUGUUCAGUAAUAACCCUUCGAUAUGAAUUCUUCAAUAAUUAUUUUACCAGAAGAAGGAUCAACUUUUUUUUGACCAGCAAAAGGUUAAAUAUCCUCAACUUUACAUUAUUAAUUUUCCUUUUGUGGAUAAUAAACAGCCAAGAUGGCCCUAUGGCUAUUACACUUCUUUGUUACGUACCACACCUCUUGUUUGUGACCACUAUCUUUGUUAAACGAUCAAUGUCUAGUAUUGAAUCUGAUUUAGGACUCUUAAGAACGCUUCAUUACAAAUUCAAGAACGUUUAG